Molecule: messenger RNA, 1504 nt
Organism: Actinia tenebrosa (Australian red waratah sea anemone)
Lineage: Eukaryota; Metazoa; Cnidaria; Anthozoa; Actiniaria; Actiniidae
Product: notch-regulated ankyrin repeat-containing protein
Molecular function (GO): protein binding
Source: RefSeq, a predicted model, not a curated record
UGAUAAUGGACAAUGAGUGUUCACAGGGAUGGCAAACGAGUGAAUAUCUUUCACAAGCGCAGGUAGCGAAGAAUGUCUUCUUUAUGCUUUAUUGAAGCAUCAAAAAGAAACCGCCAAGGUGAGAGAUUUGUAUUUGCCAAGAAACUGAACCGCUCGACGCUACACGAGAAAGAAACUCUAGAUAAUUCAAUCGAUGACUCAGCUUUUUCAAGCUGACAGCGGAAGGAAUACUUCUCGUAUACUCUUUCAAAUCCUUUAGAAGAUAUUUCACUCAAAAGGUGUUUAUUUUCAGAGCAAAUUUUACCUUGGUUCAUAACUUGGUGGAAAAUAUUCUGUCUUGCUAGUGAAAAAUGGACGAGCAGACAAGACGACGAAAAAAAAGCGCCAUAGAACAACCACUUUUAUAUCGCUUCCCUGAAGAUCUCAUCGUCCGAGAGACUGUUCCAGGACAGGAUACUUCGCAAGAGCUUGAAGAUAUUCUCCACUCAAAGAUUAAAUUCGACGUAAACUAUUACAAUGAUUAUGGUCACACGGCGUUAGGGACUUCUGCUUUCGUUGGCAGCUUAAAAUGCUGUCAAAUUCUGGUUCAUCUCGGUGCUGAGGUGACCAAAAAAGAUGCUGAUGGCUGGACCGCUCUUCAUUAUGCUUUGGCUCGUGGGUAUUUGGACAUCGCGCGCUAUUUGAUUCUUAAUGGCGGGAAUUUGUUCUCAGUGAAUAGCGAUGGAGAGAGGGCAUUGGAUUUUGUUGACGAUGAGGAAAUUAAAUUGUCUCUUUCGAAAUAUCAAGAACAAUGUUCUCAAACACGUGCUGAGCUAUAAAGACAAGUUUAUGUUACGUCGGUGUAAACACAUAUGAAAUAAGCGGUUUUCGUUUUCAUAUGAGUGUGAAACGAUAGAGCAAAUGCGUGUAACCUUACUGUUGGAAAUCUAUUGGAAAUCAAAAAAGCUUGUUUAAUAUUUAUUUAUGAAUUAUUUAUAUUUAUAUUUAUGUUUGUUUAUUUUUGAAGAGUAUGAGUUAUGAAGAGUAAAUAAAUGUUUUUUUUUAUGAUUACGAUGUAAAGUCACACUUGCCUUAAUUAUCACCCAGAUACCAUCCUUCUUUCUUUUCUCCUUCCAUUCUAUUUUCAUUCUUCCUUUUAUUUCUAUAAUAUUUUUCUUCCACCCAACCAUCUUUCCUUCCAUUCCACUUAAUAAUUCUGCGGUGUUGGUAUCUCAUGACGACAGUCGCUUAGCAACCAAAAUAACUUUAAUUUUAGUAUAGCUCAGUUAGAGAGUAAUUCGAAAGAGGAAUUGAGUUACUAGAAAGCGAGUCAGUACCUUUCUUAUAUGAAUAAAAUUUAUGCUGGUGAAGAAACAAGAUCAAAUUGUUGGAAGUUGUUGAAUUCAGUUAAGGUUAUUUUAUCAGUAUGUUUUAGCUUAAACAACUAUGAUUAUAGUCCGUAAGAUAGUAUUUUUAGUUCUAACUAUGAUGUCGUUAAAAAGAAAGAAAAAUAGAUGGGGAAUGG